AUGCUCUCGCGGUCCUCUGCCAUACUCUCGACUGCAAGGCUUAACUUUGCGCGUACAUACGCGACCGCUGCAUCUCCACAUGCUCUGGUUUUGAUUGAACACCGCAAUGGAGCCAUUGAGAGUAGUUCUCUUGCUGCAUUGACCGCCGCGACCGAACUUGGUGGUGAAGUCACCGGGCUGGUCAUAGGAGGACCGGAUCAGGUUGGCAGCAUUGUUGAGAAGGCAAAGAAGUUGAAGGGGCUCAAGUCCGUCCUACACUCAACAUCCGAACAAUACACCUCGCCUGUGCCGGAGAUCGUUUCGCCUCUUCUCGAGAAACUGCUUGGCUCAGGCUCAGCCUACACGCACUUUGUCUCUGCACACUCCUCAGCCGCAAAAGCGCUCGUCCCACGACUCGCCGCGAAACUCGAUGUACCGCAUGUGCCCGACAUUACUUCCCUUAGUCACAGUGAAGAGGGCACUACCUUCACCCGCCCAAUCUACGCCGGCAACGCCAUUGCUACCGUACGGGCGCCUGCGUCUCUUCCUGUGAAGAUAUUCACGGUUCGCGGGACUGCAUUCGCCGCCGCGGCCGACGGAGGGGACGUGUCCGCGGAGGUCCUCGAGCCGGUUUCGGUGUCCGACUCGCCGACGACGCACAUCAAGACUUCGUUGACGAAGAGCGACCGUCCUGAGCUUGGCGCCGCAUCGCGUGUUGUGUCAGGCGGACGUGCGCUCAAGAACGCGGAGACGUUCAAGAGCACGAUGGAGCCUCUGGCUGACGUUCUCGGUGCGGCUAUUGGCGCUAGCAGGGCAGCUGUGGACGCCGGGUAUGCGGACAAUAGCUUGCAAGUCGGCCAGACGGGCAAGGUCGUUGCUCCGGAGCUCUACGUCGCCGUCGGCAUCUCUGGCGCUAUCCAACAUCUUGCUGGGAUGAAGGACUCGAAGAUGAUUGUGGCCAUCAACAAGGAUGCCGAUGCUCCUAUCUUCCAGGUUGCGGACGCAGGACUUGUAGCAGAUCUCUACGAGGCUGUGCCGGACCUCGUCGAGAAGUUGAAGGCUACAAAGUAA
This is a messenger RNA of Peniophora sp. CBMAI 1063, 1050 nucleotides long. The record is from the annotation of a GenBank genome assembly. NCBI's taxonomy places the organism in Eukaryota, Fungi, Basidiomycota, Agaricomycetes, Russulales, Peniophoraceae.